This is a messenger RNA of Triticum dicoccoides, 948 nucleotides long. RefSeq lists its product as uncharacterized. The record is from RefSeq and is a predicted model, not a curated record. Bases 37 to 858 code for a protein of 273 amino acids. NCBI's taxonomy places the organism in Eukaryota, Viridiplantae, Streptophyta, Magnoliopsida, Poales, Poaceae. The transcript is spliced from 5 exons.
AGAAGAGAAUCGGUCCGCCAGUUUCGUCGUCGCACCAUGGGGUUGCUGGCAAUCAAUCGGCUCGUGUCUAUGCAGCCGGAUUGGCGUCGCCGGCCAACUCAAGGCCGCAAUGGAUUGGUGACUUCAUCCGUAGCCAAAAGAAAGGGCUCACCCUGCAGUCUACAUGAUGACAAUUCUGGGAGUGUUAAAAAAUCGAGAUGUUCAGGACCAGGCCUUCCUGAGAACCUAUGCAUUGAUGCUUUAUUAGGUCGCCAAGACGUUGUUCAUUAUCCUUGGGCCGAUCUUCUGCACAUGGUGCCACAUCUUGAAGAUCUCGAAAUAUCUUCGUAUUGUGCGAGGGAUACACAGGUGGUGCCUGGCAAAUUCCUCCACCUCCAAUGCCUAUGUAUUGGGGCUUUUAACCCAGACUAUGAUUAUUUAUCUCUGGUUUCUUUUCUCGAUGCGUGUCCUUCCUUGGAGACUUUCAUAUUAUCCGUAGAUGCGGGUCGCGUGAGGCAAGAAUCGGUUUUAGGAGAAUCUUCGCAUGAUCUAAGGCAGAUGCCAGGACACGUGCAUAGGAACAUAAAGGAUGUGGUUAUCAUUGGCUUUUGUUCUGCAAAGAGCAUGGUUGAGCUAACAUGCCAUAUGCUUGAGAAUGCGAAGUCGCUAGAGUACCUUACACUGAACACCUCUUCGAACCCUGAAAUUUUGUGCUCUGAUAGUGAAAAUGGUAGAUGCCUCCCGAUGAGCAAGCAUAUGAGGAUGGAAGCCCGCAGAGCGCUCUUGGCUGUGGGAAGAUUCAUUUUGGGGAAAGUUCCCUGUAGUGUGGAGUUAGAAGUUGUGAAGCCUUGCAGCCGGUGCAAUAGUCUUGAAAUUUAGCCCAGGAAUAUGUGAUCUUUUAAGCCAGGUGCAUGUUCUUGGCAUUGUAAUUUCUUUUUCCUCGCACCAUUUUCAUGUGUAAUUCUACCC